Messenger RNA from Fusarium keratoplasticum, 1896 nucleotides. RefSeq lists its product as uncharacterized. The record is from RefSeq and is a predicted model, not a curated record. The transcript has a single exon. The coding region runs from base 1 to 1896 and encodes 631 amino acids. NCBI's taxonomy places the organism in Eukaryota, Fungi, Ascomycota, Sordariomycetes, Hypocreales, Nectriaceae.
AUGACGCGUUCCUGGUCAACUCGAUCAACCUGGAACACCGCCACCAGCGGUUCGCUACCUUGGCCUGUUCCUGGAACCCCAACUUCGGGGAGCGGAGGAGGAGGUGUGUCACUUCCUACCGUUGCGCCCACUUCGACGUUUGCGGGCUGGAACUCGAGUAUGAGCUUGCCGACUAUUAGCUGGAACGCAAGUAUAAGCCUGCCAACCAUCAACUCGAGUAUCAGCCUUCCGACUAUCAGCUGGCCUUCAGGAACUCUACCAUUCCCGAGCCUACCGUUUCCUACUCCUCCGUUCCCUAUUCCUCCUCUACCAACACUCUCCGACUUCAUACCAAGCCAGACUCCAAGCGGCAGCGUUGCACCUAGUGGAGAUACCACGCCCUCUGCCUCGGGGAGCAUCGACUCUGUCACAGCUCCCACAAGUCCCACGCCCACAGCCGCUCCAUCCGGCAACUUCAACGAGACUGUAUCUCGCUGGGGCAACGCCACGACGACUGGCGUGUCCGAGUUUCCGGCUGUUCACUAUACGCACGUCACACGCACCGCGGCGCUCUCGCAGGAGACGUGCCAUACUCUGGGGCCGGAUCCCGAAGGCGAUGCGACGAGGCGUGCGUUGCUGUAUAACUCGAGACUUCGGGAGGAAAACGUCUCUAUUCCGAUACCGUAUAUCGAGUCGGUCGAGUUUGAGAGCGAAGGGCUCAAUCCGCUCUACCUUACGGUUCGCGAUGAACAAGGCGGCACUUACUUUGUCGAUAUCUCCCGUCGCGGUCAGCUGUCUGUCUUUGACCCUUCCGGGAACUCGAUGUCGCUGGAUGCCGUAGGGAUUCACUUCUCAGGGCCCAACUGCACGUACCAUAUCACGAUCGAGAUCAAGGACAUGUAUGAGCAGAUUGCCGACCUAGCAGGCGUGCAAUGUGCUGCCAUCAAGCGAAAGAGGCGCAUGGAAGAUAUGGACUUUAAACAGGUUCUGUAUCUGGAGGAUCAGUGUGGUAACCCAGUCGACAAGUCUCUCAAACGGUAUCCCCAACUUCUCAUUGGCGGUACCGUCUGUGCAGACAUCGACGUCGACGAGGAAAUUGGGCGAUGGGAGUUUGACUGCGCAUUUCCUGGUGCUGAAUCUGGAUUUUUGAGGUGUCAGCAAGCCAUCAAAGAGGAUGUCCUCGACGUUAUCACGGUAGAUCCUUUUGGAGGUUCAUGUCCGGAUCUCUCAACGGUGGUCACCACGCUCGACGCAACCGCCCAGGACAUUCUCGACCCAGAUGUCCUCCGCAAAGACUUGGGAAACGAAGGUCUCACCGACAGGCAAGUCCAAGAAGCAGACGCCGCCGUCGUGGCAUACACCAAGCUCUGGACGGCUCUGCGCGCCUUCUUCUCCAAGCAGUUGACCUUCUCCUCGUACGGAGCGCUGGAGACGUACGUCAACGUGUACAACACCUACCGCAGCUUCGAGACAGACAUUUGCCAGUCCCUCCACGUAGACGAGAUCCCCUUUGACCUCAGCCUCAUCGCCGGCGCGACCAGAAUCCCAUCGAUAACAAGCCUCAGCUGGGCACCCACAAGAACGCGCCCUUACAACAUCACCAUCCAAGACCCCUCCCGAAUGGCCUGCUGCCCCGGAGGCAGAGUCGCCGAAACAAAGGACAGCACGUGCGCAUACCCAAGAGAAGCCAUUAUCGAAGGAACAGGCUGCAUCUGCGGCAAGAAUGCGGAGGGUCUCGGCGUCGCGUUCGAAUGGACAGAGUGCGGAAACUUUGUAGCAAGCUGUGAAGCAGAUGGAGAUUGCGGAGAGGGUUUCAUGUGUUUGACGGGGAGCUGCUGUGGAGGGGGGGUUUGUGUUGAUGCGUUUGCUUGUUCGCAGAAUGGGACCGAGUUGGUUAAGUUUGAUGGUGUGAUUUAG